This is a messenger RNA of Tympanuchus pallidicinctus (lesser prairie-chicken), 3773 nucleotides long. RefSeq names its product minichromosome maintenance domain containing 2 (gene MCMDC2). Gene Ontology annotation, biological process: double-strand break repair via break-induced replication. NCBI's taxonomy places the organism in Eukaryota, Metazoa, Chordata, Aves, Galliformes, Phasianidae. The record is from RefSeq and is a predicted model, not a curated record. Gene Ontology annotation, molecular function: ATP binding; DNA binding; single-stranded DNA helicase activity.
AUAUCACUGAGCUGCUCUCAAUGAUAUGUGAGAAGUCAUGGUGGUCAGGUGAAGUCCUUGGUGACUGGAAAAAAAAGGCAGUGUAGCAUUGCCUUCUUAAGAACGGUAAACAGGAUGACCCAGGGAACUAUCAACCUGUCAGCAAAAUUGUAAUUAUUCUUGAAAUUAAUGAUGUCAGCAGCAAAGCAUUAGACAAGUAGAAGCUAAACCAGGAUUGUUUGCUUUUUUUUCAUUCUUUCACGUAAUGCCUAAGUAAUGCUGAGUAGCUGCUGUGUGAGGUGUGGGAAGGAGUCGCUGAGUAAAGCAAGUAGGAAUUAACGCUGGCAUGGGAAGAAGGAAGGAACUGUGUCGUUUGUGGGAGGGGACUGGUGGCUCUGUGCUCAUUUCCUGUCCUUUCACAGUGAAGUUUUGAGAAGUUUGAAACAGCUACACAGCUGUUCAGGACAGCCAGUGACUUACAUGAAUUGCAGUUGUAAUCAUUUGGCAGCAAAGUACGUCUUUCUAAUGGGCUAGAAGGCAGAAAUUGUUGCAGUAUGGUAUAUUCUGCACCCUUUCAUUUUCUGUCCUUUCAGAAAUGGCUGUAACUAGCUUCCUGACCACGUGUGGGCUCUCGUCUCUCCCCUCUUUAUUGGGGUUUCUUCCUUACGGCUUUUUGGUGUGAAUGUGUUCCUUUUCACGGGGAAUGCUCUGCUCUGUUAUUCCUUCCAUUCUCUUCCAUGUCGUGAAGUGCCCCAGUCAGAUCAGGACCGCCAAAGGCGGAGCAGCAGACCCUUCCAUACUUCCAUAGAUCAGCGCUCUUGUUCCGCUUGUCUUUGCAUUUCGUGACGAUACUUCUCAUAGUAAGAUGGUGAAAGUGGGGCGGGCCCUUCACAAACCCUGAGUUGAGAAGUAAAAUCUCAAAUGGUGGUGGUAAAUCCGAGGCAGGAGAGCCUACGUGGGAACCGCGGUGGCAUUCCCUUCCCGUUGCGGCGGGUUCUUGAGAAGGGGAGGUGCCGUCUGUGACUGAUGGAGGAGCGUUAGGACUGACCGCGCGGCGCCGCGUUUCCCCUCAUGAAGCGGCGGGGCUCCUGAGGGGCCGCCUGGUGCUGCCGCCGAACUGCCCGAGCCCGCCAGCGGGCGGCGAGAGCGGCAAAAGCUUUGGCGCGUGGCGAAGGGAAGCCCUGGGCUGAGAGGAAGGGUGGUAGCGAUGAUGAGGCAGCUGGGAGCGAUGGAGGUGUUAGGCGCGGUGCCGUGAGGCAGCGGAGUGCGACCGUGGGGGAUGCGGUGGUUUGUGAGAGGCCGCGCUUGGCUCUGUGAAACUCAGGGAGCGGCGGCGUGUGGAGAACGCCGGCCGUGGUGCGGGCUGUCCUCAGGCUGUCCUCGCUGUGCUGCGUGUCUCUGCUUUGCGGCCCAGAGCACGGCGCAGAGUGACCUCAGGGCGGUGGGGGAAAGGAGAGGCUGUGGUUUCAGCUGGACUUUAAUCUCUUCUUGUAAAAGGCCAGUAGGACGCAUCUUCCAGCCCACCCACAGCAUACAACUGACAAGAAGUUCUCUGCUGCUGCCAUACAGGUGCACCUCAGAAUUCUCAUUAAGAGUCCAAAGAUCUUUUUGGAAGAUGCACAAAGAGAUACAGAAAAUGAAGGAAAUUAUCCUUAUUUACCUUGACCGAAGUGGUGGCCUUGAGAAAUUUGUGCACGAUUGCAAAAAAUACAACGACUCAAAACAAAGUUAUGCUGUGUAUCGUUUCGUUAUUUCAAUAAACCCUUCUGAUGUUGCUGAAUUGGAUGCAACUCUUGGAAACUACAUUCUUCAUAGGCCCAUGAAAGCUGCAGGGAUUUUUCAGUCAGUAUGUUUCAUAGCUAUUAAGACAUUAUCAUUAAUUGAACAGUUACAGACGGAGGCCCAAAUAAGCAUACUGCUGAAACCAACACAUUUACCACCAUUACCGAGUUAUGUUCUCAGUCUUUCUGCAUUUCCAUUUAAUUACACAUCUAAGAGAUUUUAUAUGUCUGAAGGAAUAGUGAUUGCAAUGGGAACUGUCACAAAAUACACUCAAGGAGCAAGAUUUCUUUGCACUGGGGAAACCUGUCCAUUCUCUGAAGGGUUUAGGUACAUAAGGGUGCAUCUGCCUGGAGCUACAGAAUCUGCCACAGUGAGGAAUGACUUUGUGUGCAGUUUGUGUUCUUCACCACUGCAGGAAGAUAUGAAAUUCAGAGUACUUGGUGAUAAACAGAUAGUUGAAAUGAUUGAUGCCAAAGUUCUUCGUGCUUUAAAAGGAUAUUCCGACCAUAAAUCGCAUUUUAGGAUUCAGACUUUUACAGUUUUCUUGAGAGAUGAACUGGCCAAUAGAAUGACAAUAGGAAACCACUACAAGAUCAUAGGAAUUCCAGCUUGUGUACAAAAUGGCCCACAAGCUACAGCAUUUAUAGAAGUCAGUAGUGUAGAGCUCUGUAAACCAAAUGGUCCUUCUUUCAUCGGUGAAAAUUUCAAGUAUCUACUCUCACUGACCUCAAGUUCAUGCUGGAGGUUUACAGCCACGCUUGCCAAUAUUUUUGCUUCUCAAGUUGUUCCACCAGGCACUUACAACACUCUUAAAUUGGCAAUAUUACUGAGUUUGGUACAGACGUGUGAAAUAGAAAAUGCAGAUUACCUCGAUCUACUGAUUGUGACAAGUGACACUCUAAUAAUUGAUAGGCUUCUGAAUUACAGCCUGUGUCUCCUGCCUCGUGGCAUACGCCACCCAUCCUCUAGUGACAUCUUUCCUGCUGUGUCCAAAGAUAAACAUGGAACUGGAAGUGCUAGUAUUCAAGCUUGCAGUGCUCUGCUGGCUCAGGGUGGUAUCUGUUACAUAGGAGACUUCUCUGCAUACAAAAAGGAUAAACUCGAACUCCUGCAAUCCGUGCUAGAGAGCAGGACGACAACGCUGUUCAUUCCUGGGAAGAAGUAUGGAGAAGAGGCUGACCAACAAGUGACUAUUUCAAUUCAGACCAACUUCUGGUCUUAUGUAGAUGUGGGUUCUUCCCCAAAGAAACAGACAGCAAGGGACAGCUUUUUAAUUGGGCAGAUGGACCUGAGUUUGAUUCCACCUAAUCUUUUAGAUGUUUUUGGGCUGUUGAUAUACAAUGAAUUUCCUUCGUGUCAGCUGUCUUUUCCUGUAGUGCAUCAUGUCUUGCAAAAAGCCAUUAAUCCUGAAGCCAUGCUGUACAGAGUCUCACAGCAGUUCAGAACACAGGAUUAUGAAGAGUUUAUUUCAUUCGCAAAGAAUCUUCAUGUCCAACUGAGUUCUGAAGCAGAAAACCUCAUUCAGGGCUACUAUCUUGCAAGUCGUAGAGUGAGGAGAGAUUCUUUGCGUGGAUCAAAAUUAUCAGCACCUGCACUAAAAAUCCUGAUUUCACUGUCCAAAGCUCAUACUAAACUGAGUUUGAGGAAGAAAGUCCUUGAGGAAGACGCAUUGAUUGCCAUCCUGUUGUUUGAGUCAUCUCUUACCCUAAAAUACGGUAAGUCAGCAUUGUGCAUAGAACCAAACGCAGUAUUUCCAUUCGACCUCAGUGAUGAAAACAGCCUCCAACAGAGAGAUAUUUACCUACUGCAGUGCCACCAUCAACUGCUUCAGUUUAUUGGUGCAUACAGCCCAGGGACUUACGUUAGCAUUAAUGAAGAAUGAACUCUGCUGUGAGUCCGAAGCUUCUACUUCAGCUUUCUGGCACUGCAGUUACAGAAAAAUAGACAACUGUUUUCAGUGCUAUUUUGCAAAGAAAUAAAGCAUAGCUGAUAGGAUUUAGUUGAAGUUUCCU